GUCCUUCCAUAUAUAAAUAUGUAUCACCUCCUCCUCUUGAGCCAUUGCACACAUACAUGCACUCUGAGAGAGAGAUCAUUUAAUUUAUAUAUACAAAGAUCGAGGGGAUGAGGAAGUUCCUGGUGCUGGAGAGCACGUCGGCCGGCCGAUCGAACAGGCUGGACGACAUGAAAGGCGACGCUCUCGACUUGGUGAAGGAGAAGCUGGCGGAGCUGCUCCACUUCUUCCAGCACAUCUGGACCUACCUGGUGAGCAAAGCCGACGAGGUGUUCCCCCCCGACACCCGGGCCGAUACGUUCGCCCGCUGGACCCAUAUCGGCCUCGUCUACGGCCUCCCCGCCGCCCUCGCCCUCCUCUGCCUCUACUGCUGCCGCCACUGCCUCUGCAGCUGCCUCUGCAUCCCCUACCGCUGCCUCCGCAGCCUCUGCUGCUGUUGUCGCAGGAUGAUGCGCGCCCCGGGGCGACGCGGCGCGCUCAUUCCCAGGGACGUGUUCGAGAGCGACCCUCGUGGAUACUUCAUAAAUCUCAGAGCAGGAAGGGAGCACGUUUUCUAAGGCCUAGUUCCAGAUUGAGUCGCUAGGCCUAGUUCCAGAUUGAGUCGCUAAUAAAAGCAUCCGUUUUUAUUUCGUUAUUAUUUUAAAAAAAUUCAAAAUAUUUAAAAUAUAAAAAUGAGUGCUUUUAGACAAUACAGUUCUGAAAUAGGCCGACGUGCUAGCUUGACAUGCAUGCGUGGAAUGAGAUCGAUCGAUGAUGUUUGUAUAAUAAUUUAGUAAAGUAAUUUGGAGUCGUGUUGUUGUACACUUUCUUAGUGUAUAUAUCUACAUAUAUAUGGUGCAUCGUUUGCUUUA
Molecule: messenger RNA, 848 nt
Organism: Ananas comosus (pineapple)
Lineage: Eukaryota; Viridiplantae; Streptophyta; Magnoliopsida; Poales; Bromeliaceae
Exons: 1
Coding region: 108-554 (148 amino acids)
Source: RefSeq, a predicted model, not a curated record